AUGCCCAUAGAAACAUGGACACAGCCCCCCAAGAGGACACACAGCCCCCCAGCGGACACAGCCCCCCAGUGGACACACAGCCCCCCAGUGGACACACAGCCCCCCAGCGGACACACAGCCCCCCAGUGGACACACAGCCCCCAGUGGACACACAGCCCCCCAGCGGACACACAGCCCCCCAGCGGACACACAGCCCCAGCGGACACACAGCCCCUCCCCAGCGGACACACAGCCCCUCCCCAGCGGACACACAGCCCCUCCCCAGCGGACACACAGCCCCCCCCCAGAGGACACACAGCCCCACCCCAGAGGACACACAGCCCCACCCCCAGAGGACACACAGCCCCACCCCCAGAGGACACACAGCCCCACCCCCAGAGGACACACAGCCCCCCAGAGGACACACAGCCCCCCAGUGGACACACAGCCCCCAGUGGACACACAGCCCCUCCCCAGUGGACACACAGCCCCCUCCCCAGUGGACACAGCCCCACCCCAGAGGACACACAGCCCCACCCCCAGAGGACACACAGCCCCACCCCAGUGGACACACAGCCCCCCCCAGAGGACACACAGCCCCACCCCCAGAGGACACACAGCCCCACCCCAGUGGACACACAGCCCCACCCCAGUGGACACACAGCCCCACCCCAGUGGACACACAGCCCCUCCCCAGUGGACACAGCCCUCCCCCCAGUGGACACACAGCCCCACCCCCAGAGGGACACACAGCCCCACCCCCAGAGGACACACAGCCCCACCCCAGUGGACACACAGCCCCCCAGCGGACACACAGCAGCCCCCCCCAGCGGACACACAGCCCGUCAAGAGUUUUUUUAA
Molecule: messenger RNA, 840 nt
Organism: Oncorhynchus keta (chum salmon)
Lineage: Eukaryota; Metazoa; Chordata; Actinopteri; Salmoniformes; Salmonidae
Exons: 2
Coding region: 1-840 (279 amino acids)
Source: RefSeq, a predicted model, not a curated record